Messenger RNA from Solenopsis invicta (red fire ant), 5144 nucleotides. RefSeq lists its product as uncharacterized. The transcript is spliced from 4 exons. Lineage: Eukaryota; Metazoa; Arthropoda; Insecta; Hymenoptera; Formicidae. The coding region runs from base 425 to 928 and encodes 167 amino acids. The record is from RefSeq and is a predicted model, not a curated record.
CGAGGGUCCCGGCAAGCGACCGAGAAUCGAUAGAUAGUUCGCAAAACCGCGGGGCGAGUGAGAUCAUUCGAGAAGUACGAAAAGAAGCGCGGAGAGAAGGAGAGACAGACGGACGCGAACGGAGAAAGAGAGAUACGCGAAACUAUAGCCAAACGAGAGAACGUGGGCCCGGCGAUGACUUAGAGUAAUCGCGAUCACCCGCGAAUCGAACGUAUAUAUAAGGACAGGCUUAUAUAAGGCGGCCGAUCUUCCUUUUCGCGCUGUGCGUGCUGCGGUAAGCCCGAGCGAAUCGUCGACCAGGACGAAGUUCGAGGGAGGCAGGAAUUUUUAACGGGGAUACUCUGCUUUUCACACAGCUACGCGAAGAAAAAAAAGCCUUCUCAUCAACCCUUGCGACAGCGACGAAAGUACGAGAUACGAGGGAAUGACGGUAAGAGGUAGUCAACGAGCCGUCGCUAGGACAAGCUUGGGUCUGCUGGCGGCACUCGUGCUGUCCUGUGCCACAAGUGGCAUCGACAGGGCCCUCGCGCUCCCGCAACCGCAACCGGAACCGGAACCGGUGCCACCGGGCCUCUUUUAUGGCGAUCCCGUGGAAGAGGCGGAAAAUAUCAUGUUGAUAAACCGCCUGAAGCAACUGAUAGAGCAGAAGCACCGGGUGGUCGAGCAGGAGCACGAGAUCAGCGAGGAACAGCUCGAGAUUCAGGCGAUCCUCGAGGCAAAAAUGCGGGAACGGGAACGAGCGAUGUCGAUGGAACAACCGCCGCCGGAAUACCCCAUCGGAGAACUCCAACCGGAACCAUUGCCCACACCCGAACGAGUUAUCCACGAUCCACAGCAUCCGGGCAAACGACAAGGCAACACGGUCAGCUACAUGUCCCUGUGCCACUUCAAGAUCUGCAACAUGGGACGUAAGAGGCAAUCGAAAUAAAUCUCCGUAAAAGGCAGUCGCGACAAGUUCCAAACGGACGGCGGGCGCGGCGAGGAGCUGAAGAGUUAAGAGGAGACCUCAUUGUGCUUUAAAAAAACAUUAAGUAAAAGAUCAAUAGAAACACCGCCUGUCACACGGUCAAUUGAACAUUGAAGUGAGGAGGAGAUGGCAACGACGAGCGGUCGAUCUUCCAUCAUUUCAAUUCUUUCAUUCUUCUUCCGAAAUAUAUCAUCGAAUAUUCGUCAAAGUAAAAAGUCAAAAGAUCUCUUCUAAUUGUUUUAAACGCGUCAGAGAAUAAAGUCAAAUUUUCAGCGAUUCAAGAAUAAAUCGAGCUAUCGAAUAAUUCUUUUAUAUCGAUAACUAGGAUAAACUGGAAGACUUUGCGCAAAUUUGCAAGAGAAUCCAUUUCGAUAAAAUAAAAACAAGUUACCGCUCCUCCUUGCUAUCCCUUCGGAACAACGAUUGUCACCAGUAUUACACACACACACACACACCCACACACACACACACACACACACACACACACACACACACACACACACACAUACACACACACACACACACGGACCCGCCACGUUGGAUCUAUGUGCGACAAGUUACAGCGCGAAAAGUGAAUCACGCGAAUCGCGAGAUGCACCAAUGUGACCGCUCGACAAGCGCUUCCAUUAACGAACGUCGAUCCCCAUCAGUCCCUCCCUCACCCUCCCGUUGCAACGAGGCACCCCGCGAGGCGAAUCAACGUGCGUGUGUAGAAAAAACAAAUAGGUACUCGAUGGAAAAAAAACAUACACGUAAAGAAAGUAAAAUAAAAAACUAACAAAAAAAAAAAGCAUUCGUUUGAAACGUCGAAACCGUCCUCGGCACAAACCGUCCGACUGGUUCGGACGAGAGCUGCGCGAGCUGCCCGACUACGCUUGUCUGGAAUUAUCUGCUAGAGAUUACCGAAAAGAUCAACGACGAGGUAUAUUGCUUUAAAUACACGGAAAGAUUCAGCAGAGCUGUAGUUACCGCGAGUUCAACACCUAUAACUAGGGAAAUUUGAUAGUUCAACGAAGAAAUUGCGUCUGAAAGCAAUGAAUGAAUCGUUGGAGCGAUUGGUCCUUCGUUACAACGAAAAUUGCUAACGCGACAAGCACAAGUUUUCUUCGUUACAGCGGCAAAGGUGCACUGAGAGAAGUGUCAGCCAAAUGUUUAGUUAAAUGAUGAUCGAAUAAAUUUUGCAGUUACUGGUAUUAAAAACUUAGUUACAUUUAACAAACCAUUUAGUCGUAUAAAAAUAAUUGUUUAAUUAAGGCUACAGAUUGUUUGGCCAAGACAACUGCAUAUCUAAUAAUUAUAACUACUAUAAAAUUUAUUUCGUCACCGUUUAACUCUAAACGUUUCAUCUACUAUUUCAUCAAAUAUUUCUCUCGGUGUAACAUGCGCCAUCUUAGCUAGUAGUUUUGUUAAAAAUUUUAAUCAACAUAUUCGAUUGAUUAUCGGAUUUCAGAAAGUUGUCUCGCCGUACGUUAACAAGUUUGCUGUGCUAUUUUAACAAAUGUGAUUAGCUAUAAUAGCUAAUUUUGUUCAGCUGCAAAACUUUGCUACUUUAACAUAGAAAACUGGCUGUUCGUAUACUACAGUUAUGAAUCUGCUGAAUCAGUCAAGUUUUUAAUUGUUUUAACAAACCCUUUUCUUUCCGUGUAUGAAAUUAAAAACAGAGAGAAGUAAUUUCGAUUGUACACCGGCAUUGUCUCAGCUUCUCUAUUUCUCCGAGGUCAAAAUAAAAAUAAUAAAAAAAGAAUGAAUAAAAGUAAGAAUCUGACACGUCCCGGCUGAAAUUUUCAUUAAUACCGUACACGAUUUUAUCGAGAACACCGGCAUCAUAGUAUUGUUAUUAGAGAUGUGCGAGUUUUUUUUUUCAUCCGAUUCGAUUCGAUUCUCAUUUAAAUCUCUAUGAUUCAAAUUCAAACUAUUCAAAAAAUUUCGAAUCUAAAAGGUUCAAAUACGAAUCGCAUAUUGGCAAUCUUAUAAAAUCAUAUUAAAAAUGACUAUAUUAUAUAAAUAGCGUUGCAAUGACUUUAGACAGCAUCGAUAUUAUUUUUCUUACAAUAUAGAAAUCAUUUGUUAUGUUUGCAUCCAGAGAAAUGUUUCUUCUGAGUUACAAAACAAAUUUAUUUGAUCAAAGAAAUUGCUGCACGGUUAAAGAAAAGUUUCUUUAAUUGGAGGAACUUUUUUAAUUGAACAUUUUAUUAGAAUUAAAAAAUAGAUUGCAACGCAAAUCUUUUUUUUUUUUUUUUUUUCAAAUGAAAGAAAUAUAUUUUUAAAAUCAGAACAACUGAAUUAUUUUCUCACAUUUCUGUCAGUGCUUUCUUUGAAUUAAAAAAAUAUUUGUUUAAGUUAAACAAAUAAUUAUUUAUUUUAAAAAACGCUAACAACUUUCAUUUCUUGAAAUCAAAUAAAUUUUUGUUUUAUCUUAAAAGUAUUUUCACGUUAACAAAAUCAAGUUUUCUCUGAGUGUAUAUUAAUAUUCAAUCUACUAAUAAAUGUAUUAUUAAUAGUUUUCAACAAUUCGAUUUUAUUGAAUUCGAUCCGCUUCGAUUCGCGUAAAGUUUUGUCAAUUCAAUUCGAUUCAGCGUCAAAUAAUCCUGAUUCGCACAUCCCUAAUUGUUAUAUUACCGAGGGUCAACGACAUCUUAAAUUGAUCGGAUCAGUAGUGCACUUCAACGUAUGUAUGUCCCACAAAAAAAAAAGAAAGAACGUACGCGCAAGUUAACGUGCGGGUCAACAAAAAGACAUCAUAAAGACGUCUUGUGACACGCGUGUUGUCUACAGGAGUUAAUUGCAGUUAAUUAAAAUUCCGAGUUUAAUACUUUUUGUUUUCUUUUUGUAAGAUGUACACUCGAAGAACACGCUGCAUUCUUCCGAUUGAUCUAAUAACAGCGAUGUUAAGUUUGUAAGUUAAUAUAACAUAUGUAUAUGUAACCGGUAUAAUCGAUAUCAUAGAAAAUUGUACCGAUAUAUACCACUUGUACCAAAUCGGUAUUGUUUGCAGCAUUUUUAAUUCCUAAAUAUGUUACUAUUAGUCAAUUAUAUGUAUAUAUUUAUGUGUUAUUAAUUAAUUAUAUGUAAUAUACAAUUAAUAUAAAUACGUUAUCAAUUAAUUAUUAAAUGAAUUAACUUUGAAGAAAAACUAUUAUGCGAAAUCGGUUAUGAAUAUUAACAUAGCACAUUGUAGAGCCUGCGACAAAUAUUGAGUAAUCUUGUAAUGUAAUAUUGUACAUAUCUCGUGAAGGCGCGGAAAUGAGAAUCUGCAAGAAGAGUACAGUUAAUAUUUGCCUGAUAAAUAUUAAAAAUGUAACGAGGAUUUCCAGAGUUAUUAUCUUCUCUCUCUCUCUCUCUCUCUCUCUCUCUCUUGUGUAUCGAAUAUGAUCCCGCAUUUCUACACUGGGAGAAAAAAAGUUGUUAACUUGACUAAAAUUUUCAACACAAUUAAAUUUGUUCAGUUCAAGUAUUCAUGUAUUUAAUUGAAAUACAUAAAAUACUCGAACUUUGAUUUAAGCAUUUAUAUAUUUCAUUUAAAUACAUAAAUACUUCGAUUAAAGAAAUUUAAACAAGUUAAAAAUUUUAGUCCAGUUAACAACUUUUUUUUCUCAGUGAAAACAUGCGAAAAAAUAAGGAUGAGAAGUCACUUGACGAAUUCUAAACGCGUUGAUUUCAAUCUAAAUAGGAUUGCGAGAAAUACACGGCGAAAGACCUCAUUUAUGGGCUGAAAAUGAAUUAUUAACCUCCGAUUGAUUUCGAGGCACAAAUCACUUCAAAACCACGGCUAAAUUUCGGAGACUAAUCCAAAACGGAUAACGAAUUUAACGGUAGAUUUUACGAAAUUUUAAAAGGCAACCUCUGUUAAUUUCUUCUUCACAAAGCGGAUGGGAAAAGAGAAAGAUUACAAACGAGCAAAGCAUCGCUUGGGUUUUAUAAACUUGACCGAUCGAUUGUAAAUUAAAAUCGAAAUCUACUUGAUAGUACCUCGUCGAUGGCACAACACGAGUAAUUAAAUAAUUUCUUUUGUUUCCUACAAAAUUAGAUCGACCGUUUGGAAAGAUGGUGUCAAUUAAAUAAUUGGGCGAAUAAGAGUAAGCAAUUAUCAUUUUCGGCGAGAGGUAGUAUAUACUGUUGUAAACCAAAAGGUUUGAGAAAAUUUAUGAGGUAAAAUAAAUGCGAUUUAUGCCGAAAA